Molecule: messenger RNA, 2440 nt
Organism: Nicotiana tabacum (common tobacco)
Lineage: Eukaryota; Viridiplantae; Streptophyta; Magnoliopsida; Solanales; Solanaceae
Product: beta-hexosaminidase 3
Biological process (GO): glycosaminoglycan metabolic process; carbohydrate metabolic process
Cellular component (GO): membrane
Molecular function (GO): beta-N-acetylhexosaminidase activity
Source: RefSeq, a predicted model, not a curated record
UUCUUUUCUUAUGUAAAGAUCAACAUUUCAUUUUUUUUUUUUUUGAUAUACAGUUUGAUUUUAGUAUCUGUAAGUAUGUUUGAUAGGUUCAAAGAUUGUUCUUUUCUUUGCUUUAAUAGAAGGGGUUAUUUAAGCUUGUAAAGAUUGUUCUUUUAUUUGAUUUGAAAGAAUGAAUUACUUCUUUUCACCUUGGUUUUUACUACUAUAUGUGAAAGGGAAGUGUAAAGAUUGUUCUUUUAUUUGAUUUGAAAGAAUUGGAUUUUUUUUGGCUUCAUUUUGUAAUUAUUGCUGCUGUUUUUUUUAAAAAAAUGAUUUGUUUACCAAUUCAACAUUUUUUUUUCAUUUGGGGUGGGACAGGGGGCUUAUAAUUGCAUUUCUCUGAUAGUUUUUUUUGCUGUUUGGUUUUAGAAUCUGUAAGCAUGUUAGUAGAAGUAAAAAGAUUGGUUCUUUUAUUUGCCUUGAAAGAAUUGGUUACUUAUUUUAAGCUUCAUUUUAACUAAAUGUGAGGAGGAAUUGUAUUCUUGAGCUACGGGUGUAUCGGAAACAGUUUCUCUACCUUCACCGGGUAAGGUAAGGUCUGCGUACACCCUACCCUCCACAGAGCACUUAUGGGAUUACACUGGAUUUCGCAGCCGCUACAACCUCUGCCACAGCCUCUGCCCUUCGGUGAUGGGGAAGUUAGGAUUGCGGAGCAUAUUAUUUGCAGUUGUGGUUCAGAUUCUCGUAAUAUCAGCAGCUGCUAACAUUAAGAAUUUGAAGAUAUGGCCGAUGCCACUAUCAGUUAGCUAUGGACAUAGGACACUUCAACUUAGUAAUGAUUUUGUGCUCAAGACUGAAGGCAGCAAGUACACCGAUGCCUCUGGAAUUCUCAAGGAAGGUUUUUCAAGGUUACUUGAUGUCGUUAAGGUAGCUCAUGUCGUUGAUGCCAACUUCUCUUAUGUCGGCCCCUCUUCAGUGCUAAAGGGAAUUCAUGUGGUUGUCCUUUCUCCAAGUGAUGAGCUACAAUAUGGUGUUGAUGAGUCCUACAACUUGACCAUACCAGCACAUGGAAACCCAGCCUAUGCACAUUUGACGGCAAAAACAGUUUAUGGGGCUUUGCAUGGUUUGCAGACAUUUAGUCAAGUAUGCCAUUUUAACUUUACAACCAGAACAAUUGAAGUUCAUCAAGUUCCGUGGACCAUAGUUGAUCGACCAAGAUUCUCUUAUCGAGGGCUUUUAAUUGACACUUCCCGUCACUAUCUGCCGUUGCCUGUGAUAUUGAAGGUUAUUGAUUCUAUGGCUUAUGCAAAACUGAAUGUGCUGCACUGGCACAUUGUAGAUACACAAUCAUUCCCAUUUGAGAUACCCUCAUAUCCGAAACUAUGGAAUGGUGCUUACUCAAGUUCAGAGCGGUAUACUGUGGCUGAUGCUGCUGAGAUUGUGAGAUAUGCAGGUAGACGUGGAAUCAAUGUAUUAGCUGAACUAGACGUUCCAGGACAUGCUCAAUCUUGGGGUACUGGUUAUCCUUCAUUAUGGCCGUCAAAAGAUUGUCAACAGCCACUUGACAUAAGCAAUGAUUUCACUUUCAAAGUAAUAGACGGAAUUCUCUCUGAUUUUAGCAAGAUAUUCAAGUACAGAUUUGUUCAUCUAGGAGGUGAUGAAGUGGAUACGAGUUGCUGGACGUUAACUCCUCGUAUAAGAAAGUGGUUGAAGCAACACCGGUUGAAUGGAACCACUGCUUAUGAGUAUUUCGUCUUGCGAGCACAGAAGAUAGCUUUAUCUCAUGGAUAUCAAAUUAUAAACUGGGAAGAGACGUUCAAUAACUUUGGAAAUAAGUUGAGCCCAAAAACUAUAGUUCACAACUGGCUCGGGGGCGGUGUUGCUCAGCAAGUAACUGCAGCUGGAUUGCGGUGCAUUGUAAGUAACCAGGACAAGUGGUAUUUGGACCAUAUAGAUACCACAUGGCAGGAUUUCUAUUCAAAUGAGCCACUAACUAAUAUUACAAAUCCCGAGCAACAACGGCUGGUUAUUGGGGGUGAGGUAUGUAUGUGGGGUGAGCAUAUUGAUGGAUCAAACAUCGAAACAACCAUAUGGCCUCGUGCAGCAGCAGCGGCAGAGAGGCUAUGGACUGCUUAUGACAAACUUGCCAAGAAUCCAAGUCAAGUUACUCGCAGGUUGGCUCAUUUUAGAUGCCUAUUGAAUCAAAGAGGAGUUGCUUCUGGUCCAUUAACUGGAGGCGGGCGAGCUGCACCAGAAGAACCAGGUUCUUGUUAUCAGCAAUAGUACCUGAAGUGUUCUUUUUCCUCUCAUUCAUUUAUCAAUACAUAUAGAAUAAGUUAGAAUCAUAUAUACCGUUAUGCAUUAGAAAUUGUCGAUAUCAAUUUGUAAAACUCUCUCUGUUGUAAUUCUUUCAAGGAAUAUGGAAGAAAUAUCAGCCUUAUCUACUAUGAAUUCACUGGCA